AUGAAAAUUUUUGAAUAGAGUUUUGGAAAAUAAGAAGGUUUUCAAAAGACCGCUUAAUUCUUUAAUCCAUCAAUUGGCAAAAUGAAUGAGCACGUUUAAAAAAGAAGGAGGGAAAACUCAUUACCCCAAUAGAACCUUGAAGCUAUAAAAUCAAUAUUGUCUAAAACAAAAAUACUUCAAAAAAAUGUGCUUUGUAGAAAAACUACCAUACAUUAAAUGAAUGAUUGCAAACAAGAGAAUAUCCUUAGUCAUCAAAGCACGAAAUAAAGUACUAAACAAAGUACUCGAUUAAGCACAUAAGAUUCCUAAGAUCUUAGUAGUAAUAUUCCUAAGAUUGUGGAUUUGAAUAUAAAGCAUCCGAUCAAUUCUUUUAGUGUUUAUAACUAAAAGUCUAGUUUCCACAUUAGAAAGCAGACACUCAAAGAAUAUAGCAGCUAAACAACUCAGUAGAUAGAGAAUAAUUCUAUGAUAAGCAAAAUUUCCAAGAGUUUGGAAGGCAAAAAAUAUCUAAUAAAGGUGAAGAAUCCUUAUGGAGAAUCAAAAGAAUAACAAACACAGCCAACAAGAAAAUAUUCUUCUAAAUCGUUCAUAAACCAAAAGGCUCAAAUUAAAUUGGUAAAUAGAAUAUUUUCUUCAAGAUCAGAGAGUUUAUAAGAAUGA
This is a messenger RNA of Paramecium octaurelia, 660 nucleotides long. The record is from the annotation of a GenBank genome assembly. Lineage: Eukaryota; Ciliophora; Oligohymenophorea; Peniculida; Parameciidae.